UUAGUUAGACUUACACAUUAGGUUAUAUCUAUUUUCUGAUUCCGCAUUUUAAGUUUCUUGCAUUUUAUGAUAUAAAUAAAUAGAUUUUCAUCAUGGAAACUAUUUUAGAACAACAAAGAAGCUAUCAUGAGGAAAGAGAACGGACCAUGGAUGCUAUGGUUAAAGAAAUUUUGCAGAAAAAGACAGGACAUCGAGAAACUAUCAAUGCAGAUCAUCGACUGAAGAAUUUACAUGAUAGAUAUAUUGAGUCAACUAUAAGGCUUAAAGAACUAUAUGAGGACAAAGAUGGGCUAAGAAAAGAAGAAAUUGCAGCUUUGUCUGGUCCAAAUGAGUUCUCAGAAUUUUAUUCAAGACUUAAACAAAUUAAAGAAUUUCAUAGAAAACAUCCUAAUGAGAUUUGUGUACCAAUGUCAGUUGAGUUUGAAGAGCUUGGCAAGUUGAGAGAGAACCCUGCUGAGGAUUUUACAACUCCUGUAGAAUUCACUGAUGAAGAAGGUUAUGGAAAAUAUUUGGAUCUACAUGAAUGUUAUGAUAAAUAUAUCAAUCUAAAAGGAAUUGAGAAAGUCGACUACAUUACAUACUUAAGCAUUUUCGAUCAUCUGUUUGACAUACCAAGGGAGCGUAAGAAUAGUGAUUAUAGAAACUAUAUUCGUGCACUUUUGACAUAUUUGAAGGAUUUUGUCAGCCGUGUGAAACCAUUAUUGGAUCAAGCACAAGAAAUGGCGUUAGCUCACCAGGAAUUCGUGAAGCAAUGGGAGGCUGGAACAUUUCCUGGAUGGCCAAAAGAAACGGGCGGUGCCUUAACCAACGUAGGUGCUCACUUGGACUUGUCUGCAUUCUCCUCGUGGGAAGAAUUGGCGUCUUUGGGCUUGGAUAGAUUGAAAUCAGCUCUCAUGGCUUUGGGGCUUAAGUGUGGUGGUACAUUGGAGGAGAGAGCACAGAGGUUAUUCAGUACGAAGGGUCAGACGGCCUUGGAUAAAUCCCUAGUCGCCAAAAAGGGAGGAAACAAGGCUAAGGCAUCAGCUCACCAAAGACAUAAGGACAUUGCGGCUAUUGAAGCUCAAGCGUACAGGUUCGCUACUUUAGUUGGUAGUACGCGCGCCGCGACCAUAGAGAAUGUGACGCGUAGAGCAGCGCGCGCUGCCGGCGAAAGGCGGGAUGAGAGCGACGAUGACAGUGACACAUCUGUCGUCGCUGACAUCGACUCUGAUGAUGAUGAGGUUCCAUACAACCCUAAGAAUCUGCCUUUAGGAUGGGAUGGCAAGCCUAUCCCAUACUGGUUAUACAAACUUCAUGGAUUGAACAUCAGCUACUCGUGUGAGAUAUGUGGAAACUACACAUACAAAGGACCGAAGGCAUUCCAACGCCAUUUCGCGGAAUGGAGACACGCUCACGGAAUGAGAUGCCUUGGGAUACCCAAUACAGCUCAUUUUGCUAAUGUCACCCAGAUUGAAGAUGCCCUUGCUUUGUGGGAGAAAAUUAAAAAUCAAAAGGAAGGCGAGAGGUUUGUUGCUGAAAACGACGAGGAAUUUGAGGAUUCUCAAGGAAAUGUCGUGAAUCGCAAAACCUAUGAGGAUUUGAAACGUCAAGGGCUCCUUUAAGAUUAAUAUACUAUAUUAAUAAAUAUCUCAAUUUUG
This is a messenger RNA of Pieris brassicae (large cabbage white), 1637 nucleotides long. RefSeq names its product splicing factor 3A subunit 3 (gene noi). Gene Ontology annotation, cellular component: spliceosomal complex; nucleus. The coding region runs from base 93 to 1601 and encodes 502 amino acids. Lineage: Eukaryota; Metazoa; Arthropoda; Insecta; Lepidoptera; Pieridae. The record is from RefSeq and is a predicted model, not a curated record. The transcript is spliced from 11 exons. Gene Ontology annotation, biological process: mRNA splicing, via spliceosome. Gene Ontology annotation, molecular function: RNA binding; zinc ion binding.